GCACGCCUCGCCGUCCUGCAGCAGGAUCCUCGGCCUGAACGCGACGCGUCGCGCCAGCCACGCUCACACUCCGUGUCGCCGUCCGCCAACUCGUGCCCGCUAAAGCUGCAGAGGCAUCUUUCGCGCUGAUUCCAUCUUCUAUCUGCCCUUGCCCACCAGGGGUCUGCCAUGUCCGCACUCACACUCGCUCUCGCUCUCGCGCUCGCGCUCGCGCUCGCGCUCCCCGCCGCGGCGGCGCCGCACACCCUCGCGAAACGCGAGUUCCAGUUCGACGGGUGGGUCAAGUACGUGAUCAUCGUCGCGGUCGUCGUCGUCGCCCUCGUCCUCAUAGGCUUUAUCGUCCGCUUCACGUGCAAUGUCAUCGGGUGCGGCGUGCGCGGGACGGGCGGCAAGCCCGUCGAAGCGUUCCGGGCGGCGGCGCACCCGCCGGCGCCAGCACGGCCACGGCCGACGUACAACCCGCAUACUUACGGUACGGGGCCGAGCCAGGCCGAAAUACAUAUGCAGCAGGUCGAGUGGGAGCGGCAGCAGCAGCAGCAUAAUCAGUGGUAUGAGGAUAAUAGGUAUUAGUAUGCAGGCGUGCUG
Messenger RNA from Cutaneotrichosporon oleaginosum, 585 nucleotides. RefSeq lists its product as uncharacterized. The record is from RefSeq and is a predicted model, not a curated record. NCBI's taxonomy places the organism in Eukaryota, Fungi, Basidiomycota, Tremellomycetes, Trichosporonales, Trichosporonaceae.